AUGUCUCUCACCUAUCUUCCAUUUCAUAAUCUAGCUCAUUGUCCUAAGUAAGUCAUAGAAUUUGUAUAAAACCCAGACUUGAAUCUCAAUGAUUUAAACACACUGAUAGAAUAAUUGAAAAUGCCAAAAAAUCAUCAAAAAGCAAUUCAAAGUAUGCAAAUUUUAGUCUCAAAGUAAGAAGAUUAUUUAUAGGAUGAUAAUACACUUCAAAAUCAAGAUGAAGAAGUCCAUUCUCCUAAAUUGAUUUUUAGGAAAGUUUAAUACUGA
Molecule: messenger RNA, 267 nt
Organism: Paramecium octaurelia
Lineage: Eukaryota; Ciliophora; Oligohymenophorea; Peniculida; Parameciidae
Source: the annotation of a GenBank genome assembly